This is a messenger RNA of Sclerotinia trifoliorum, 1213 nucleotides long. The record is from the annotation of a GenBank genome assembly. Lineage: Eukaryota; Fungi; Ascomycota; Leotiomycetes; Helotiales; Sclerotiniaceae.
GCAAUUAUUGGUCACUAGAUGGUAGAAUUUUUUCAGGUUGUCAUAAGUACGGGCCCAGAAGGAUUUUUCUGAAUUUUAAUGCCGAAUGAGAGGGAAGAAGGGAUUUGGAAGGGAGAAGUAAGGAACUUGGGUCGGCACUGGGAUUUUAUGCACGAUAUGGCUUUAUUGGUAAGCUCAAAACACAAAUACUUGCACAUGAGUAUGCAGCUGUACUUAUUGAGGCGAGAGUUGAAUCAUACUAGGUACGCAGAGCUAAAUACCGAAGAGUUCAACUAAUCGGCAAGAAGCGACUGGAGGGAGGAGAGAAUUGUCAUCAUCGGAUGAAGGGGCAUUACCGUAUUGGCAUCGGCAACCACUGGGUGUUUUUAUCAUGUACUUGAUCAACGAGUGGCUCUAACUUUGCCUUAAUUCGGGAAUAGUAUAGAUUAAUAAAUGUCUCAAUGCGAAGUAAAUGAAUUUCCUCGUCAAAUAAUAAGAGCCGCCCGUGUCGAAAUUCAACCCCAAAGGAAGGGUACACAACAUCUAUUCAUGAUUGUCAUUGCGAAAUUAAAUGAAGAUUACUUUUUACUUUAUAAGAAGUAGAAAAAUGAUAGAAACAACAUCUUCUUUGGUCGAUGUACAUUAGAGCCCGAGAAGUCAUGUAAGGAACAAGAAACUGUACCUAGUAAAAUUGGGCUGAAAACGAUUAACCUUACCCCAGGUAGUUGCUUGAAUGAGGGAGCUGCAGAUGUUUUUUGGACCUUUUAUCUAUCUGACUUGGCUUUAAAGGAGAGAGGAGUACAUACUUUAUUGUUGAUAACUACUCUACAUCGACAUCAAGUUAUCAACCCACACUUUUUUGGUAUCUCCAAACACUUAACCGUAACCCCUUUCUUACCCGUGAUGCUAUUGGUUACUCAUGAGUUGGAACGGGAGUUGCUAUUAACCAAUGAUGAUGGCUAUCUUCGACAGCGAUACUCGAAUAAACCUCUGGAACUUGAAUCGUUCAUUGAUUGGACUCAACGAAAUGUUUUAUGGAUACAAAUAUUGGGACUGAGUUAAAUAAUUGCGUCACACAAAUUCAGUUUUUUCUCUUCAGCCCUCUUUAUCAAUUUUAACCCCAUGUUCAAGCAAAUUCUGAAGAUCAGAAAAAGGGAGAGGAUAGAUUUCCGGGCAUUGGGAAAGCAGAUCAUGGCUUUGAGGUCGACUGAUAUUCAGAUUAUAAUAUUUUCAA